AGCAGGAACGGGAUUUACCAUCAAACCCUCCAACCUGUCGACCUGUACAUGUCAACGCGGAUUGUGACGAGAGUCAGAUUAAAAAGAUUUGCGUCGUGUUUUCGUUGUCGUGUGGACACCAUGAGGACGAGCUCUCUGAUAGUCGCAGUAUUUCUGUGUUGCUGCUCGGUCAGAGGGGCUCCAGUACAAAAUCCUCCGGGGCUGACUGGAGAACAAAGUACAACAGAUCAGCAAAAUGGAAAUGACAAUCCAUCCGAAAUGUUACCACCAGGUGCACAACACGUAUCUGUUGCUGAGGAAGCCAGACACGUGACUGACAAAGCAGGACAGAAUCAAGAACCAGUGAGAACUGAUGAAACUAAUGAUGAACAGCUCAAGACCAAGGGGACUCAGGUGGGAGUGGAUGAAACAUUACAAGGAGGCAAAGCAAACAAAGAAUUGAAAGACAGUAAGCCCAAACAAGAUAAGACACAUAUGCAGGAAGAGAAGCAUACAGUUGAUAACAGCAACAGAGUGAAUCAGCAAGGUCAGGAGGAUGAGGCUGACAUACAUCAGAAAACCAGUGAUCAGACGCCCGCAAACAUACUGACAACUGACACAGCAGAGCCAGAUGCAGGAGCGCAGACUCCAGAUAACAAUGGAGGGAAACCUGCAGUGUCAGGAGAGGAAGACAAGGAGGAAAAGAAGGCCAAUGAGGACAAGUCAGCUGGAAUAAAUGGCAAUGAGGAAACGCCAAAAGUAAAGAACGGCAAUGAGGAAAUGGCACAAGGAAAGGAAGCCAAUGGGGAAAAGUCAGAAGGAAAGGAAGCCCAUGAGGAAAAGUCAGAAGGAAAGGAAGCCCAUGAGGAAAAGUCAGAAGGAAAUAAUGCCAAUCAGGAAAAGUCAGAAGGAAAGGAAGCCAAUGGGGAAAAGUCAGAAGGAAAUAAUGCCAAUCAGGAAAAGUCAGAAGGAAAGGAAGCCAAUGGGGAAAAGUCAGAAGGAAGGGAAGCCAAUGGGGAAAAGUCAGAAGGAAGGGAAGCCAAUGGGGAAAAGUCAGGAGGAAAGGAAGCCGAUGGGGAGAAGUCAGAAGGAAGGGAAGCCAAUGGGGAAAAGUCAGAAGGAAGGGGAGCCAAAGGGGAAAAGUCAGAAGGAAAGGAAGGCAAAGGGGAAAAGUCAGAAGGAAAGGAAGCCAAUGGGGAAAAGUCAGAAGGAAAGGAAGCCAAUGGGGAAAAGUCAGAAGGAAAGGAUGCCCAUGAGGAAAAGUCAGGAGGAAAGGAUGCCCAUGAGGAAAAGUCAGAAGGAAAGGAUGCCCAUGAGGAAAAGUCAGGAGGAAAGGAUGCCCAUGAGGAAAAAUCAGGAGGAAAGGAUGCCCAUGAGGAAAAGUCAGGAGGAAAGGAUGCCCAUGAGGAAGAAAAAGAACUGGAGGAGGCCAAUUUGGAUGAGGCAGAAAGCAGUCAUUUCUUUGCCUACCUUGUCUCUACAGCGGUGCUGGUGGCGGUGCUCUACAUCACUUACCACAAUAAGCGCAAGAUAAUUGCCUUUGUUUUGGAAGGAAAGAAAUCCAGAUCCACACGCCGACCUAAAUCCACAGACUACCGGAAGCUGGAACAGCAAAUGUGAUCUUGAAGCCAUUGCCUCGAGCAGUUGAAUACACUGGGGGUUGUGUGAGAAGUGGGCGAAAGGAUACUGGCGUUACAUGUUUUUCUGUGUACUCUGCAUUGAUUUCACCUUGUGUUAAAUGGACAUUCGUCUUCGAUUUACCUUGAGAUGCUUAUUGUGUGACUAUGCAGAUGACACUGUUGCCUUAUUUAGGGAAUUAGUGAAAUGCAGCGAAGGUAAAAUAAGCAUGCUGUUUUUGCACUUGUGUCAUUAUUCCACUUUUAAAUCAAUCUUGUACUUUGACCUGACUAAGGUCCUGACUCAGGAUAUUUCAGUAGCAGAUUAAAAUAUUAGCUGUUUGGAUUCCAGACUUGCUUGCAGUGCAUUAGUGAUUGCACUGUGUACCUAAAAAAAAAAAAAAGCCAUCUGAAUCUUUGUGUACAAUUUCUUUGAGGUUUUAAAUGUCUAAUAGAUCAAACGUAUUAAAAGAUCAUUUAUAUGCACAAAGUUAUCCCAGUGGGAUUUCUUCUUGUGUUCAUAACCACGCGGCGCUGGUCAGAUGAAUGUAAUGGCAACCUUUAUGAUCCAAAUGAGAUGUUAGCACAGUGCUCACACACUAAACUUGUUAAAGACUGAGACUUCAACAGGCUCAACAGAUGAAGUUUCUUCUUAAAGCAAUAGUUUGAUAUUUGGGAAAAUGAUUAUUUGCUUUCUUGCUGAGAGUUAGAUGAGAAGCUUAAGAUCACCUUCAUUUAUUCCUGGUGAAUGUAACAUUAAGCUGCUGGUUAGCCUAGCCUAGCAUAAGGACCACAAACAGAGAAAUGGCUAGCCUGGCUCUCUGGUCAGCACCUUUAUAUCUCUUGUCAAUUCAAGUGUAAAAAUGAUAUGUUGCUUUUUGGCACAAUAUUAUGAGUUGGAACAUUUUAUGCUAUGCUAAGCUAACCGGCUGAUGACUGUAGCUUCAUAUUUUGCGUACAAGCAUGAGAGGCGUCAAUCAUCUCAUCUAACUCUCGCCAAACAAAAGGAGCAAGCAAAUUUCCCAAAUGUUGAACCCGAAAUACAACUGAAUAACUGAGUAGCUGCCGUCAGGGAGUUGGGUUCACGUUGAAAAAGCCUCUUUAUUGAUCCAGAUUGAAUGUCAAUGACAAACAAUUUGUGUGGUGUGACUGGUUUGGUUAUUUGGAUGCUGUCAGUCUGGUUACUGUGUGGCUGUCCAGCACCUCUGUGGCCAGUGACAGUGACCCUCUUGCAGUUAAACGUUUCUAACUUGUGCCACUUUGCAUUGAAACUCUGGUCUGAAAUGUUGAUUGUUGUGUAAGAGGAAACUGGUCAACAGCUGCAUUGUCUUGACUGUUGGGACUGCACUAUUGGAAAACUGACCACUGCUGCACUACAUUAGAUAAAAUCUUUCCUCUACAGUUGGUGUGUGUGUUUAUGUUCAGACAUGACAAACUUGUGCCAAAUUGUGAACGAUAUUACUGUGAUGCAAUGUGUGAUUCUUGUGUUGUGCCUGUGUCUUGAAUUAACAGUAUAUUUCUAAUGGGCGGUGGUCAUAAUAUAUGGAAAGCACUUUCUGUAAAAAGAAAUAUAAUCCUAAUUUUCUUGGCAGAAUCAAAAUCCAUAUUAUGUUUUAAAAAACACAUUUAUAAGCAAAUUAGUUUACACCACAUUGCUCCUUCCAUGAGUGAUAUCAGCACCAGAAGUAGUCAGAAAACAUCAUUCAUACAGUGGAAUUAGCAUUUAAUGAGCAUGUUUUCAAGCUAUUUAGAGACCAUAUUGCUAAAUAACUGUUAGAUAUUUAUUUCACUUUUUGGCUGUUGAGAAAAAAAAAAAACAUCCUGCUGCCCAUGAAAUGUAUGAUUGCAUAAAAGUGUGUGUAGUGAAACAAGAGGAGUAUUGCUUAUAAAAUAAAAGCUUUUUGUACUUUCUA
This is a messenger RNA of Chelmon rostratus (copperband butterflyfish), 3508 nucleotides long. RefSeq names its product trans-golgi network protein 2 (gene tgoln2). NCBI's taxonomy places the organism in Eukaryota, Metazoa, Chordata, Actinopteri, Chaetodontiformes, Chaetodontidae. Bases 49 to 1599 code for a protein of 516 amino acids. The record is from RefSeq and is a predicted model, not a curated record. The transcript has 4 exons.